AUGGCACCUUCUAAGCCAGCCGCAUCCAGCUCGGCUGCGACCCCGAAACCAUCAUCAGGAAGGCCGAAGAUCUUCGGUGGCGGUACCAGGCACUCCACUCGGAUCGAGAAGAAGAAUGCAGUUGAAAACGACCGUACCAGGAAGCAGAACCAGGGCUCAACGGAGGCCGAGCCCGAGGAGAACGUGCAACCGCAGCGGGCCAGACCUGGCUUCCAAUCUACCGAGACGCAGUCUUAUCGCAGGUCCAACCGAAAAGCACUCCCCAGCGACAGGUGCCUCCGAAGCAUAAGAGCCCCCCGGAGCACAACGGCAGGGGCCACAAACAGAGAUGCAUUUGUGGAUGACGGUGAAAAUGAGAGCAGACAACCUGCGCAAUACCACACAAUCUCAGAGGGAGGGCCGAGGCUCAAGAACACCGCCGAACUGAUCGUGGAGACAGACACAUGGGAGAAUUUCAGAAUCCCUUCCAACAACAUCAUCGCCAACGAGGACGUGGACACGAUGGUUUACCAGCAGAUGCGACGCCUCGCCAAAGAUGGAAACCUGACACCAAAUGGCGUGCGCGGCCAUCUGAUCCGUAGCGUCGAACAGUUUGAGGCCUGCUGGCGUAAACGGAGACAGUCGCGCCCCGUAUUUUGGGAGCGCGCGUGCGCGUGUACGUCUGGCACGUCUGGCACAUGGAUGAACCAACUUAAUGGUCCCGAUUGUCGCCAAUUCUUUCUCUGGUUGCUCUUCUACUUCAGGCACGGCUCGGGCAGAAAAGGGGCCAAUGAUCUGAUCAGAGCCUUCGAGAGGCUGGACCAGCUGUUCAAGGAGGAAGAGAAGGAGAAGGCCAACGAGCUGGACGAGCUCGACGGCGUCCAGCGAAGGCUCCGAGCGCCGGCCAACCGGUCCCUGGCCCGCAGUAAUGACCGUACCGCGGUCGGUCGAAGUGCUGCCCCGAAGAAGAAAGGCAGUAAUACCAUGCCCGAGGACGGAAACAUCUUUCGCUGGUCAGGAGAUACCAAUAUGACCGACUUUGAGCUCUCUGGAAUCGAUGUGGAGGGGCUCACGCCAAUCGUGGACGUCGGUGGUAGGCGGAAGAAGCGUGAGGAGUGGAACAGGAUGUUUUAUGAGGAGUUGGGAGCGGAUAGAGAGAGGAUCAGACAGGAGGAAGCGGGAAAAGCAGCAGGGGAACAAGCUGCAGCACAGGAAGCAGCUGCGGCACCCAAACCCCAGCUGACGACACAGGGCAGGAAGCGAAGCUCUCGGAAGCGCCCAAACCCUCCUGAGGUGGACAAUCUGAUGCCAGAGAUGAACCAGCAGAACGCUGCCAAGGCCGGCAGGAAAUUCUCAGAGUUCGAGGAGGACGAGGAGGACGAUGACGGGGAGGAGGAGGAGGAGAGGCUGAGAGCAGCAGCUCUGAAGAGGCAAAAACUCCUCGAGAGGCACGCAGCAAGGGGUGGCCCCAAGAGCGACUGA
This is a messenger RNA of Diaporthe citri, 1461 nucleotides long. RefSeq lists its product as uncharacterized. The transcript has a single exon. Lineage: Eukaryota; Fungi; Ascomycota; Sordariomycetes; Diaporthales; Diaporthaceae. The record is from RefSeq and is a predicted model, not a curated record. The coding region runs from base 1 to 1461 and encodes 486 amino acids.